Molecule: messenger RNA, 315 nt
Organism: Erinaceus europaeus (western European hedgehog)
Lineage: Eukaryota; Metazoa; Chordata; Mammalia; Eulipotyphla; Erinaceidae
Gene: CFAP97D2
Product: CFAP97 domain containing 2
Exons: 4
Coding region: 37-315 (92 amino acids)
Source: RefSeq, a predicted model, not a curated record
CAGCCCUCUGCAGAAGCAGGAAGCUUUCUUCUGGAGAUGAGCGUGGCCCCCCAGUUCAUGGCUCCCCGGGCCCCCCGGGGCCUGCAGCACAGCUGGGAGACAGCCUACCGGGGCCACAGGAGGAAGGUCCUGAAUGCACGGCCUCUGGUGGACACCCAUGCCCCACCCCCAAGAGGCCACCUGCUACUCAAACUCAAGAAGCUGAAGCUGGAGGAAGAGCGGCUCUCAGCCAUCCACAGGGACAACUGUUUGCUGCUGGAGCGGUUGGCCUGCAUCCUGCGGAGCCCAGGUACACGGACACCUCACACCAUGUAA